This is a messenger RNA of Xyrichtys novacula (pearly razorfish), 3876 nucleotides long. The record is from the annotation of a GenBank genome assembly. Lineage: Eukaryota; Metazoa; Chordata; Actinopteri; Labriformes; Labridae.
AUGCACAUUAAGGAGGAGGAACCCUGGAGCAGUCAGGAGGGAGAGCAGUUUCAAGGGUUUGAGGAGGCUGAGGCCACCAUGUUCCCAUUCACUGCUGCCAUUGUGAAGAGUGAAGAGGAUGAAGAAAAACCUCAGCCUCCACAGCUUCACCCAAAACCAAUUCAAAAGAUGGAAACAGGAGAUGAUGGAGAAAUCUGUGGAGUUUCAGAACCAGCUGGAAACUCAAAUCCUGUGAGUGAUAACAGGUCAGAAGACUCCUCUGAGACUGAUGAUGAUGAUGAUUGGAAGGAGACCAGAGAGGAUCAGUCAGGAUUAAACUCUGGGAAAUUUAUGAAAAGAAGAGGACAGAAAACUGUCAAGAAAUCUCACAGCUGCUCUGAGUGUGGUAAAAGAUUUAACGCUCCAGGGGCUCUCAUCAGACACAUGUUGGUUCACACAAUGGAGAAACCUUUCAGCUGCUCUGAGUGCAGUCAAAGAUUCAACUGUCAAGGGAAUCUGAUCAGACACAUGCUAAUUCACACAGGAGAGAAACCUUUCAGCUGCUUUGAGUGCGAUAGACGAUUUUCACUUAAACAACAUCUGACCAGACACAUGUUAGUUCAUACAGUGGAAAAACCUUUCAGCUGCUCUGAGUGCGGUCAAAGAUUCAAAUCUCAAGAGUCUCUAAAAGGACACAUGUUGGUUCACACUGGGGAGAAACUUUUCAGCUGCUCUGACUGUGGUGUAAGAUUUUCAGACAAACAGAAUAUUGUCAGACACAGAGCAAUUCAUUCAGGAGAGAAACCUUUCAGCUGCUCUGAGUGCAGUAAAAGAUUUUCAAAAAAACAGAAUAUGAUCAGACACAUGUUGAUUCACCCAGGGGAGAAACCUUUCAGGUGCUCUGACUGUGGGAAAAGAUUUUCACAAAAACUGUAUCUGACCAGACACAAAAUAGUUCACACAGAGGAGAAACCUUUCAGCUGCUUUGAGUGUGGUAAACGAUUCAAAUCUCAAGAGGCUCUCAGUAGACACAUGUUAGUUCACAAAGAGGAGAAACCUUUCAGCUGCUCUGAAUGCGAUAAAUCGUUUUCAAAAAAACUGUAUCUGACCAGACACAAAAUAGUUCACACAGAGAGGAAACCUUUCAGCUGCUCUGAAUGCGAUAAAUCGUUUUCAAAAAAACUGUAUCUGACCAGACACAAAAUAGUUCACACAGAGAGGAAACCUUUCAGCUGCUCUGAGUGUAGUAAACAAUUCAAUUAUCAACCGGCUCUGAAACUACACAUGGUAGUUCACACAGGAGAGAAACCUUUCAGCUGCUCCAAGUGUGGUAGAAGAUUUUUACAAAAACACCAUCUGACCAGACACAUGUUAGUUCACACAGUGGAAAAACCUUUCAGCUGCUCUGAGUGCGGUAAAAGAUUCAAAUCUCAGUGGACUCUUAAAGGACACAUGGUAGUUCACAGAAAGGAGAAACCGUACAGUUGCCCUAUGUGUGGUAAAAGAUUCAACCACCAAAGGAAUCUGAGGGGACACAUGUUAGUUCACACAGGAGAGAAACCGUACAGUUGCCCUAUGUGUGGUAAAAGAUUCAACCGUCAAACGAAUCUGAAGGGACACAUGUUAGUUCACACAGGAGAAAAACCAUUUAGCUGCUCUGAGUGUGAUAAAAAAUAUUUUGAAAAAAGGUCUCUCAGCAGACACAUGUUAGUUCACACAGGGGAGAAACCAUUUAGCUGCUCUGAGUGUGAUAAAAAAUAUUCUGAUAAAAGGUCUCUGGCCAAACACAUGUUUGUUCACACGGGGGAGGAACCUUUCAGCUGCUCUGAGUGCUGUAAAAGAUUCAGAUCUCAUAAUGCUCUCAACAGACACAUGUCAGUUCACACAGGUGAGAAACCUCUCAGCUGCUCUGAGUGCGGUAAAAAAUAUUGUUAUAAAAGAUCUCUGGCCCAACACAUGUUAGGUCACACAGAGGAGAGACGUUUCAGCUGCUCUGAUUGUGGUAAAAGAUUUUCACGAAAACAGCAUCUGAUCAGACACAUGUUAAUUCACACAAGGGAGAAACCUUUCAGCUGCUCUUAGUGUGGUAACAAAUAUUGUGAUAAAAGAUAUCUGACCUCACACAUGUUAGUUCACACUGGGAGGAUAAAGAAAACUGUUUAGCUGCAGCGUCUGAGAACAAAAAUUCUCUCAGUCUCAGGAUUAUUCAAAGACUUCAGCGCUUCAUCAAAACUAAUCAGGGGAGAAGGAGGAUGAAGAAACAGGAGCUGAUGGAAGGAUGGAGAACCUGAACAAGUCAGAAAAUGAGGAUUACAACAAGAGACUGUGGAGGAGACUCUUCCAACCCUGAGUCUGAGGACCGGGAUGAUUGGACCUGGACCAGAGACCACAAACAAAUUCACAAAGAAUGGACUGGGGCUGAGAAUGGCAUCAAGAAUUAUUCAUCAUUUCUGACCGUCCAGAACUGCUGAGAGUAACAUCAGUGGUUGUGCCAGGCUCAUUGUAAGAGACUUCAUGUAAAGAUGCAUCAUUUCCAUGUCUUUUCAGAGGUGGUCUUGUCGGUAUGAUCAUUGAACAGUUGGACCACAUAUACACUCACCGGCCACUUUAUUAGGUACACCAUGCUCGUAACGGGUUGGACCCCCUUUUGCCUUCAGAACUGCCUCAAUUCUUCGUGGCAUAGAUUCAACAAGGUGCUGGAAGCAUUCCUCAGAGAGCUUGGUCCAUAUUGACAUGAUGGCAUCACACAGUUGCCGCAGAUUUGUCGGCUGCACAUCCAUGAUGCGAAUCUCCCGUUCCACCACAUCCCAAAGAUGCUCUAUUGGAUUGAGAUCUGGUGACUGUGGAGGCCAUUUGAGUACAGUGAACUCAUUGUCAUGUUCAAGAAACCAGUCUGAGAUGAUUCCAUCUUUAUGACAUGGCGCAUUAUCCUGCUGAAAGUAGCCAUCAGAAGUUGGGUACAUUGUGGUCAUAAAGGGAUGGACAUGGUCAGCAACAAUACUCAGGUAGGCUGUGGCGUUGCAACGAUGCUCAAUUGGUACCAAGGGGCCCAAAGAGUGCCAAGAAAAUAUUCCCCACACCAUGACACCACCACCACCAGCCUGAACCGUUGAUACAAGGCAGGAUGGAUCCAUGCUUUCAUGUUGUUGAUGCCAAAUUCUGACCCUAUCAUCCGAAUGUCGCAGCAGAAAUCGAGACUCAUCAGACCAGGCAACGUUUUUCCAAUCUUCUAUUGUCCAAUUUCGAUGAGCUUGUGCAAAUUGUAGCCUCAGUUUCCUGUUCUUAGCUGAAAGGAGUGGCACCCGGUGUGGUCUUCUGCUGCUGUAGCCUAUCUGCCUCAAAGUUCGACGUACUGUGCGUUCAGAGAUGCUCUUCUGCCUACCUUGGUUGUAACGGGUGGUUAUUUGAGUCACUGUUGCCUUUCUAUCAGCUCGAACCAGUCUGGCCAUUCUCCUCUGACCUCUGGCAUCAACAAGGCAUUUCCGCCCACAGAACUGCCGCUCACUGGAUAUUUUUUCUUUUUCGGACCAUUCUCUGUAAACCCUAGAGAUGGUUGUGCGUGAAAAUCCCAGUAGAUCAGCAGUUUCUGAAAUACUCAGACCAGCCCUUCUGGCACCAACAACCAUGCCACGUUCAAAGUCACUCAAAUCACCUUUCUUCCCCAUACUGAUGCUCGGUUUGAACUGCAGGAGAUUGUCUUGGGCAUGUCUUCAUGCCUAAAUGCACUAAGUUGCCGCCAUGUGAUUGGCUGAUUAGAAAUUAAGUGUUAACGAGCAGUUGGACAGGUGUACCUAAUAAAGUGGCCGGUGAGUGUAUGUAAAGUUACACUUGAAGGGUUUUUAUCUGGAUUGGAUGUUUGAUGUUGUUUAGGUACCUGAUUAAAGCAUCACUUUAUCC